UCUCUCUCCAUUCCCCCGAGUUUCCUUCUGCCUUCCUCAGUUGCUUUCUCUCUCUACCGGUCUACUACCUCCUAAGCCAAAACUUCACUAUACAAUAACAAAAUCCCAGGGCCUUUUAAAGGAGGAAGCAAAGACAUUAGAAGUGGAGGGAGAGAGGGAGCACGAGCAUAGUAAUAGCAAGCGAAGAGCGGCGAGAUGGAGGUGGUGGUGCCUGUCAUGGCGCCAAGCGCACCGUGCAGCCCAAGAACCGCGGCCAUCGCCGGCGGCGACCACCUCCCGGGCUACUGCUAUUUCUUCUCCAGCGCCCCGACGAGCCCGUCCAGGGCCAGCUACGCCGGGGACGCCUCGCCGGGCGGCGCCGACGAGGCCACGUUUGACUUCACGCUCGGCUUCAGUGGCCAGCUGCAGGAGGCCACGCCCAUCCUCGCCGCCGCCGACGAGCUCUUCGAGGGCGGCAGGAUCCGGCCGCUGAACACGCCGCACCCGAGCAUUCUCCUGGUCGACGACACCUCCUCUUCCUACUCCUCGUCCUCCUCCACGCGCCCUCGGUCCCUAAGGAGAGCCCAACCGGAGGCGUUGGAGAGGGGCAGGUCGGGCAGGCCCGCCGCCCCAGCCUCCGCCGCUUCGUCGCGGAGCAGGAGAGCCACGCGGUCUCUCUCCCCGUUCAGGGUCGGCGGCGCCGGCAUCGAGGACGACGAGUUCCCUUCCUCCCCGCCGUCUCCCCGGACCUCCAUGAUGCGGGGCUGCGGCAGCGGGAGCAAGAAGUGGAGGCUCAAGGACCUCUUCCUCUUCCGGAGCGCGUCGGAGGGCCGCGCCACCGGCGGCGGGAGCAAGGACCCGCUCUUCAAGUACACCAUGCUCUCGUCCUCCACGUCGUUCUCGCAGAAGCUCAAGAGCGGCGGUGGCGACGGCAGCGCGUCCAUGCGUAAGGGGAGAGGGUCGACGGCGUCGGCGAGUGACAUGCCGUACGCCAUGAACAGGGCCGCCGCCGAGGACAUGCGGCGGCGGACGACGACGACGCCGCUGCCGUUCCACCGGAACAGCCUCUUCGGCUACCUCCGCUCCAACCCGGCGAUCCACAGCAUCAGCAGGAAGCUGGGCAGCCACUCCUCCAAUCGCGGCAAGCCGGCAUGAUCCACACCAUGCAUGCACUCCAUGGCGCCGUCCUGAAACCUUGACGACGAUGCAGAACUGAAAUGGCCAGGCCGCCGGAGAAGCGUCGCCGUUUUACUUGUCCAUUUUUUUUCUUUUUUCUUUUGCUUAUUUUUGCUGCGUAUUCUUUCGUUUCAUGUGAACCACAAGGUUUCCAUACUAGUCUAGAUAUGUACGUACACGGUAUUCUCAAUGAUUUUUGGACAAAAAAAAUAUCAGUACAUUUUCCUCUGAUCCA
This is a messenger RNA of Setaria italica (foxtail millet), 1390 nucleotides long. RefSeq lists its product as uncharacterized. Lineage: Eukaryota; Viridiplantae; Streptophyta; Magnoliopsida; Poales; Poaceae. The record is from RefSeq and is a predicted model, not a curated record. The transcript has a single exon. Bases 196 to 1134 code for a protein of 312 amino acids.